AUGGCUCAUAGGUUGCAAUUAGCUCUAGUUACAGCAUCUAGAGAAGUAAAAGAUGUUCAUCAAUUCUUUGAUCAUUUGGUUAAUAUUAUCAAUAUUGUUGUUGGUUCUAGUAAGCGUAAUGAUGAAUUGCAACAUGCUCAAGCAGAACAAGUUGAGAAUAUGAUUGCUUCUAAUGAAAUUGAGACUAGAAGAGGUACAAACCAGAUUGGUACUUUGCAACGAGCUGGAGAUACUAGGUGGGGAUCUCAUUUUCAAUCUAUUUGUAGUUUGAUUAAAAUGUUUGAUGCUACUUGCAAAGUUAUCAACACUAUCUCUGAGGAAGUGGCUAACUAUAAACAACGCGGUGAUGCCGAGGGAGCUUAUCAGGUAUUAACAUCAUUUGAAUUUAUUUUAAUCUUGCAUUUGAUGAAAGAAAUAAUGGGAAUUACUAAUGUUCUUUGUCAAGCUUUGCAACAACAUUCUCAAAACCUUUUAAAUGUCAUGCAUUUAGUUUCAACUACAAAAUCACUUAUUCAAAAGUUGAGAGAUGAUGGAUGGGAGCCUUUACUUGCUAGUGUUAUAUCAUUUUGUGAGCAACAUGAAAUUGAUAUUCUUGAUAUGAAUGCUCGUCACACUAAAGGUCGAGGUAGAUAUCGUUGUCAAGAUGACGAUUUAACAAUGGAACAUUAUUUUAGAAUUGGCAUAUUUACAGUUGCAAUAGACUUUCAAUUGCAAGAAUUGAAAAGUAGAUUUUGUGAGCUAACAACGGAACUUGUCAUUCUUAGUUUAGCUUUAAAUCCCAAGGAUGCUAUCAGAUUAUUCAAAAUUGUUGAUAUAUGCAAUUUGGUUAAGAAAUAUUAUCCUGAAGAUUUCACUUAA
Quercus lobata is the source of this 858-nucleotide messenger RNA. RefSeq lists its product as uncharacterized. The transcript has a single exon. The coding region runs from base 1 to 858 and encodes 285 amino acids. The record is from RefSeq and is a predicted model, not a curated record. NCBI's taxonomy places the organism in Eukaryota, Viridiplantae, Streptophyta, Magnoliopsida, Fagales, Fagaceae.